AUGUCGAGCACGAGCGGCCUGGAAAUUUUCGAGGAGUUGCCCCGAAUCCUGGAUGACCCACGGCGGCUGACGCAAGCCGCCGAGCUGUUUGAGCAGCUGAAACGGUUGUGUCGGGAGUCAGCAGCUGCCCUCCAACAUGUGAUGAGAUUCGCCACUGCUGAGCAGCCAGCUGUGCAACACUUUGCCUUGAAAUUAUUGCUUAGCUGGGUUCAACCAAGAGCCCGCCAUGAAUUUCCUUCGGAAUGGCUGGCCCUGAAAACUUGGUUGCUCCAAAGCAUGCAAAAAGAUUGGUCCUCAGCUCCCGUCUUUGUUCGCGGCAAGUUGGCCGAUGUCAUCGUCAACGUGGCCAAAGUGGAAUGGCCCGGCGCAUGGCCGGAACUCAGCAGUGCACUGUUUGGGGAGCAAACUUUAAGUUCAACCUUGUUGAAGCUGAGCAUUUGGACUCGCUUUUGUGAAUGCUUGGGCGAAGAUGCCAAAGAUCUCACUGCUGAAAGGCGAAGGGAGAUUUCGCAGGGCAUUGGAAAGCAUUUCGAAGAACCCCCUGAGGCGCCUAUCUUUGUUGCAAGUUUGCAGCAAUCCCUGCAACACUUCGGAGCAGAUGGGAGAGUGCUCAGGGAGGUCCUGCAGCUCUGCCGAGCCUUACCCAAUGCAGUGACGGUGAAGCUCUUGCUGAAGAACCACUUCGACAAGAUUGUGAAGGUGGGCUUAACCUCCGAGCUGAAAGAGUUGGCUCUCACAGCCCUGGCCGAAUGGGCUGCACAGCUUGCUUCGAAUCCCAAGCAGGGCAUUCCGGCAACUCAUGACCUCUGUAGGUUCACUGACCUCCUGAUGCAACUGGUAGACAGCUGCAAGUUUGAUGUGGAAGAUCCUUCCAGCUACAACAGUCACCAGCAAGUGGCGCGACUCUUCUGUGAUCUGGCGACUCAGAAUGCCUCCAGUCUCACCUCCGCCAUGCCAGCAGCUGAGCUCACGCGAAUCUGGUUGGCCCUGAUACGUUUACUUCGCUAUCCGUCAGCUGGGAUCCAGGCAGAUGCCUUGACCGGCAUGGUAACCCUCACCCGGCAGGGCUUAGGUGCCACAGGGACGGUAAGGAUGGACCUGGAGCAAUUGACCGGUGUGUUGCAUGUGCUUUCCUUGAAGAUCAGCGAGGGCGAAAAGAUGGGGGAACAGGGCAAUCCGUCCCUUUCCAACGAUCGCUCGGCGUGGCUUCUCCGGUGUUUGGGACCAAUUUCGGGGCAGCAAAAUUGCCAAACCUUUGCUGGGUGGUGCCAUGGGAUGAAAAUCUCGGCCAGUUUUGACAUUUUGGAGACAGACUUUUCGGGUCAACAGAUCCAAGCCCAGCGCUUGGGGAGGGUGAAAGUUCACAGCAAAGAGUUGCUAAGUGAGAUCUGCCGCCGUGCGCCGCAGUCAGGGGCCAAAGUUUCCCCUGAGAAUUGCAACUUUAGCGCCUUGUGCCGUGUUGCUGGGGGUCUUGUGGCUAGAUCCUUGGCUGGAGAUGAGAUGGACAUGGGAUCCAUGCAGAGUUGGGUGGAGGAGUUUGACAGUGCCAUUUCCUUAGUGGAAAGUGCUGCCUCUGCAGCCCUGAAGUUGGCUGAAAAGGAUGGGCCUCCACAAUUUUUGGAGGCCGUGGUACAGUCCAUGCUGGCAUUUUUGCAACAGGUCUGUGUAAAAACUGCAGAGUCUCCAACCAUUGAACGCCGCAGGUUGGAGUUCUUGUCGGCUUGUAGUGGCUUCUACAAACAUUGGCCCCAAGAAGUUCUGCGAGAUGUGCUGGCACGUGUGGUGGCACAUAUUCGUGCAGAGCAAAGUCCUGUGACCAGGGGAAUCAAACUCGAACAGAGAGCUUUGGAUACACUUGUGGCGAUUAGCAAGAGCGGAGUCUUGAAAGCUCAACACCUGGAGUCUUUGAACGGCGAAUGUAACGACCUGGCACAACGGGUUUCAUCCGCUUCAGGGCGAAGUAAACUCGUUGAAGCGUUGCUGCUGGCAGUGGCGUCAUGUGAAGAUUUGGAGCGGCCACGAAAGGUUCAAUUGGUACAUGGUAUCAUGGAACAGGUCACAACAGCUUGGCAUUCCUGUGAUUUGGUGCAAGCAGCCAGUCCACACACGCUUUUAGAGGUGAUCUCCACUGCUGCCACGACGGUUGGUCCACCUGGUCCUGUUUGGGAGGAGGGCCAAACAUCUGGCCUGGGGAAGCUUAAAGACGUGAAGACCAUGCUCUCUACCUUCGGAGCCAUCUCCCGCACGGGAUCCGGCGAGUUCGGUGACGCGUUGGCGGAUGGCGUUGUGAUGGACUGGGCACCCGGCAUCUUUCGAGUGCUGCAAGCCGUGUGUCAGCUCUAUGUCUUCGCAGCGAACAGCGACAACCAGCUGCUCAGAAUCUUGGUACUGGUCCCGGGUCGCAGCGAGAUCGAGCAAAUGACCGGCCGCGUGAUGGCUUCGGAGGAAGAGGACGAGUUGGCGAAACAGUUCUCAGGCGGCAUUGAUCCUAAGUUGGCGGCGGCUAUCCGCUCCAUCCUCUACGAAUUCCGCAUGUUUGCAACCAAAGCAGCCAAGGCCUGCUUGGCCUUCAAGAGUUUUUGGAGCUUGCCCAAUUCCUCGCAGUGGUUGAAGGAGACGGCCGCACACUUGCGUACAGUGCGACCGCACGUUGCCGAGUUGAUGCUGCGGGAUAUUUUCUUGCCACUGGUGAAAAGCCAGAAUCAUUUGAAUGAUCCUGCAGUUGCAAGCGUGAGCAAAGUCUAUAUGCCGAGCCUCCUCUCUGCCAGCUCCUCCUUGUUGCGCGAGCUCUGGGGUUUGAAGCCAUCGAAACUAGAGGCGAAUGGAGUGACUGGACCAGAUCCUUUGCCCAGAUUUGAGAAACUGGAGCCUGCACAUGCAUCCUCUGUAGUGUCCUUCACGCGCACCUGUAGCCACUUGAUCUCUGCUUUCAUAGGUACAGAGUUGCCACAGGCUGGUCAGUUGGAAGACCCUGAGAAGAAUUUCUUGUCGAAAAAACGGCCGGCCCAGACUGCUGCGCCAAGUUCUGUGGUGUCCAAUCCGCGAAAAAGGCGAAAGAAUCGCAACAAGAACAGCUUCUCAGCACUGGAAUCCAAGGAGGAUGAGCCAAUUGCGGAAGCCGAGACUGGAGCCUCAAGCGGCUCAAGCGCCUCGGUGAGCCGUCGGCCUGCACUGGUCUUGGCCAUGAUGAGGGAGAAGACCUUGCGCGAGGCGCUGCUGAACUUUCUGGCAGAUCUUCUGCUGAUCCCCGAUCCUGAGACAGUGACGCGCGCCUUAGUGGGGCUAACGUCCUGGUCUGCGCAGCUCUGGAACAUGGUCAUCCACGGAGAGGAUCUGUCAAGUUUGUCCUUGGGCACUGCUGAGAAUCACCGCCCCGAAGUGGGAGAAAUUCUUCACACCGCUGGCGAUGUGCUACGGGUCAUUCCCAAAGGCUUGCUGCAACCGCUUUGUCGCUUGGCGACGCGGCCGGUGUCCGAGCAGUUCACAGAGUGCCUGAAGGAAAGUUUGUUGGAAGGCAUGGUGCGACAUCCUUGGAACAGUUUCUCAGCUUGCAGCUGGUUGGAAGCGACGCGCUGUCCAUCCAGCCUGAUCUGCGAGUUGACCUGUCCCAUCUUCACAGCCCUGACCGCCUUGGUCAGGCUCUUCAAACUGCAAUGUCGCAAGCUGGAGGUGUCAGCCGAAGCAGCCCAGCUCUACCUGACUCCAGCCUUAGUGGAGGCCUUGCGCGUUUUGGCGGAGAUGCCAAACACCAGCCAAGAUGAUGUUGACACUUUGCUGGUGACCCUGCUGGACGACAAGAAGGGCAGCACCAAAGAUUUCCAGCGAGGAGCCUUGCGCGCGCUGCUCUUCGAAGCUUCGCCUGCCUUCUCAGACAGUCAUGAACAAGAUCCUAUGGGAAAAGCGCUGCUGUCGGGCCUGGAUUAUGUCACCAUGAACGAGCGGAUUUCUCUGGUGAUGUCAGCCAUGGGCGGUUCGGCGUCCACAGAGAUCGGUGGCGUGCGCGUCUUCAAGGUGAGUCCUGGGAGCCCUGCUGCCGAAGCUGGGCUGGAGGCGAGGUUCUCCAUGCUUCUCCAUGUGCCAGAGGGCAUCACCACCAAGGAUGAAUAUGACACCUGCUUGGGGAAGUUGAAAUUUCAGGAUGGGCUUCCAGACGAGCCGACGGUUCAGAAGGUCUAUGACAACUUGGACCGGUCCAGGGCCAUGCAUGCCUUUUUGGAUAUGAUUCCUCUGGCCUCAAUGGAGGCCAUGAGAGCAGGCUUUGCAUCCAUUGGCUGCGAUGCUUGUCACAAGGCAUGUAUCUUUGGAAGUUUGAUGGAUAGCAGAUCCUUGUGGCUCACUGCGAACACGGAUACUGUCUAUGUGGGUGCUAUGUUGGAUCUCCAGAGGGAUGGGCCCACGGUCGUUGAUGUUCCAGCCGGCGCUGGGCCGGGCAUGGUCAACGACGCCUACUUCCGCUACGUGACGGACAUGGGAAAACCUGGGCCGGACAGAGGCGCCGGUGGAAAGUAUCUGGUGUUGCCGCCUGGGCACCAAGGUGAGGUGCCUGGUGGAUAUCAUGUGACCCAGAGUCCCAGCUACACCAAUUGGGCGAUCCUUAGAGGAUUUCUGCAGAACGGAAGCCCAGAUGCUGCGGCCAAGAUGUGGAAGGAAGGUCUCAAAAUCUAUCCCUUGUCGACAGUGGGUGCUCCACCCAAGAUGGAGUUCUUUGACAUGUCGGGCAAAGAAAUGAACACGAUUCAUUCCAACGAUUUCGGUUUCUUCCUCGAGGUGAACGCAGUGAUUCAACGUGAACCCGUUGAUCUCCUGGAUCCAGAGCUUCGGGGCAAUUUGUCGGCCAUUGGAAUCAGGAAAGGACAGGCCUUCCAGCCAGAUGCGCGAAUGAAGGCUCUUCUUGAAGAAGGGGUGGCUAUUGGGAACGCCACGGCCCGCGCACUUUGCUUUGCACCACGUGAUGAAUCUGUCAAGUUCUACGGUAAAGAGAGUGAGUGGACGACCCCCUUUGUCGGUGGCGAUCACGAAUGGCUGAUUGACAAGGGCGCGGGUGGCAGGAACAUUGAUGCAAGGACUAGAUUCUUCUACUUGGCCACAGCAAAUACUCCUGCCAUGAUCAUGAAGAUGGUGGGUGUUGGUUCCCAGUAUAUCCUUGCAUUUCGUGAUGAGAAACAUGAAUAUCUUGAUGGAAGCAAAUGCUAUUCCUUGACCUUGCCUGCCAACGUGCCGGUCAAGGAUUUCUGGUCCUUGGUUCUUUAUGAUGCCCAGCACCGUUCCAUGCUGCAAACACCACAGAUAGCACCUGGCCGAAAUUCCGUGCGACAUCCUGACAUGAAGUUCAACAACGAUGGCUCGAUCACUUUAUGGUUCGGGCCCCAGGCUCCGAGUGGAAAGGAAUCAAAUUGGCUUCAAACAACUCCGGGCAAAACUUGGUUUGUGUGCCUGCGGCUCUAUGGCCCCUUGGAGUCCUGGUUCAAUCACACCUGGCGCCCCUCCGAAAUCAAGGAAGAGGAGGCUGAUCGUAAACGAAAGGCCCCUCCCUGA
Molecule: messenger RNA, 5535 nt
Organism: Cladocopium goreaui
Lineage: Eukaryota; Dinophyceae; Suessiales; Symbiodiniaceae
Source: the annotation of a GenBank genome assembly